Molecule: messenger RNA, 997 nt
Organism: Amborella trichopoda
Lineage: Eukaryota; Viridiplantae; Streptophyta; Magnoliopsida; Amborellales; Amborellaceae
Product: F-box/WD repeat-containing protein pof10
Biological process (GO): SCF-dependent proteasomal ubiquitin-dependent protein catabolic process
Cellular component (GO): SCF ubiquitin ligase complex; cytoplasm
Molecular function (GO): protein binding
Source: RefSeq, a predicted model, not a curated record
UUUGGUUUUACUGCCUCGGUUGAAGGAAUUGCAGAGUGAGAAAGAGAGCCGCUGUCCCAUCCUUUUAGUUUUGUCUACAUUCAGUUGAAGAGAGGGGAGACAGAGAGGAGAGAGCGGGAGAGUUCGUUUAAUGGAGAAUUUAGACAGAGAGGAGAGAGCGGGAGAGUUCGUUUAAUGGAGAAUUUGCCUCUUGAAAUUGCCCAAAAGAUCUUCGUAUUACUGGAGCACCACCAUCUUGCAACUGCUCAACAAGUCUGCAGGAAAUGGAGGAGCUUAGCCUCUGAUAACUUACUGUGGUGCAUCCUAUUUGAGAAGAGAUGGGGCCAAUCCCAGGCUGCUUUCUAUAACCCUGUUAAUACGAAAUGUUGGAAAGAUGCCUAUGAAGUCCAUGAUCGGCGUGAUCGAGUUGGAUGGGGGCUGAAGAUAAUUAGGGAGGGGAAUGACUAUUUUCUCAUUCACCAAGGUGAGAUUCAAAGGCACUUGGGUUCGAGGGUUAGGCAAGAUGGGAGGAAUCUUGAGAAAGAUGAAACUUAUGGUCACUGGAGUUCAAAGAGGGGGUACUCAGAGGGUCCAUGUCCUGGAAUUUUAGAUAAGAUACUCUUCUUCAUUGGGGAUUUGGAAGUUGCAUCUAGGGAUAUAAAGCGUCAUCGAAGGUCACCUACCCUCGAAGAUGUAUAGCAUGUGCCACAUAUGUAUAUUAAAAACAUGUCUUGAGGAUUAAUUUUUUUUGUUGUAUGUAUAUUAGAAACAUGUUUGAGGAUUAUUUUUUCUUGUUGUCCUUGUUUUUCUUGGUAGAUUUGAGAACUCUGACAAUUAGAAAAAAAGAUUCAACAAGCUAAGCAUUGAGAUGGGUCUUCACACAAAAGAUUAUUCUUCUGAAGGGUGUCCAUGUAUUGGCUUACAGGAUCUUCACCAACUUGCUUGUACCUUGUAAUGGUGAUUCUUGAUUGUAUUGAUGUUGUGAUAAUCAAAGUUCGAGAAGCUUUAUGGGGACCUA